AUGAAGCUCCAACAAUGUCUGCCCAGCAAUAACCCCAGGGUUUGGCAACGUCUGUCGUCUGUCGCCCUCCGGUUCUCCUCUUCAAACCAACCACGACAACAACGCUGCUUCACCUCCACGACAUCCCGCUCAUAUCGCCCCCUAGAUAGCCUCAACGAUGCCGACAUAAACGACUUCCGCCAAAACUACUUUACUCCGGAACGUCCUACAAUUCUCCCUCGGGGUUCUUUUCGUGAUUUCCCCGCCUUUGAGCGUUGGUUCGAGCCCGCUCCGACCGAACCAAAUGUAUCUCAACUGAAUACAACUUACCUUGCCCAACACGGAGCCGACGCCUUCGUUCCUCUGGAACUCACACAGCUAGCCUCCGACGGCGCCGCCGGGACAGGAGCAGACGGGCUCACCUUUCAGCAAUUUCACGCACCGCUGAGUCUGUUCCUUGAUUGGAUUCGUACCGCAGAGACGCUCGAGACACAGUCCGCUCGGUUGUAUCUAGCGCAGUGCCAGCUCCUAGAUCUCCCCCAGGUACUCCGCGGUGACUUUCCAACACCUGAAUUAGUAGCACAGGCCGGAAAGGGUGAUGUCUACGACACGAAUGUUUGGAUCGGAUAUCCACCUACGUAUACGCCUCUCCAUCGGGACCCGAAUCCCAAUCUCUUCGUUCAACUCGCGGGACAAAAGGUUGUGAGACUUUUAUCGCCUGGCGAUGGACAGAAGGUAUUUGGGUCCGUGAGACGGCAGCUGGGACGAAGCGGAGGUCGCGAGGCUGCUGCGAUCCGAGGAGAUGAAAUGAUGCAGGGCCAAGAAAGGGCAUUAUUGGAGCAGGCUGUCUGGGAUGAGGAGAAAGCUGUGCCGGGGCUAGAUGGGUAUGAAGCACAUCUCGAAGCGGGUGAUGGAAUGUUCAUUCCCCGCGGAUGGUGGCAUAGUAUCAAGGGCGUUGGGACAGGGGUGACGGCUUCGGUAAGUUGA
This is a messenger RNA of Aspergillus niger, 966 nucleotides long. RefSeq lists its product as uncharacterized. The coding region runs from base 1 to 966 and encodes 321 amino acids. The record is from RefSeq and is a predicted model, not a curated record. Lineage: Eukaryota; Fungi; Ascomycota; Eurotiomycetes; Eurotiales; Aspergillaceae. Gene Ontology annotation, molecular function: 2-oxoglutarate-dependent dioxygenase activity. The transcript has a single exon.